Messenger RNA from Cryptomeria japonica (Japanese cedar), 540 nucleotides. RefSeq names its product SKP1-like protein 11. Bases 1 to 540 code for a protein of 179 amino acids. Gene Ontology annotation, molecular function: cullin family protein binding. The transcript has a single exon. Gene Ontology annotation, cellular component: nucleus; cytoplasm. Lineage: Eukaryota; Viridiplantae; Streptophyta; Pinopsida; Cupressales; Cupressaceae. Gene Ontology annotation, biological process: SCF-dependent proteasomal ubiquitin-dependent protein catabolic process. The record is from RefSeq and is a predicted model, not a curated record.
AUGUUCUAUCUUACCCGUUAUCAAUUCAUCAGUUUGAUAACAUUUGUUUUUCGUACUGCUAUCAAUUCAGAAGUCGCAUUCAAUUCCGUGAAGAACAAAAUGGCAGCAAACAUCAUUACAUUGAGGCUGUGCAAAGGUACGGAAGGUUUUGAAGAUUUCCAAGUGGAGAAAAUGGUUGCAAUGGAAUCAGAGGUCAUAAAGAACUGUAUCCAAGACACACAUCAUGGGAUGGACCCUCUAAGGCUUCCUCUUCCUUCUGGUCACGUCAAGCCUGGUAAAGUGCUGAAGAAAGUAUUAGAGUAUUGUGAAUACCAUGCUCAUGCUAAAUCCAACAGUAUAUCAGAAGACGAUGUGAACAUCUGGGAUACAGAAUUCUCUCAAAAUAUUAUUACUGCUGAUAAAAAUCGGGCGUCUGUCUGUGAUAUUCUUAAGGCUGCUGAUUUUCUUAUAAUCGAUGGUCUGCAUAAUUUGUUAUGUAUAACUAUCGUAAAUUUCAUUAAAAACAAAUUUGAAGAGAGGGCAGCAAUCCUGUCAAGGUAG